AAUAGGAUGGCGUAGUCACAAAGCUUUAAAGAAGUAAGUGAGUGAAUCGGCUAUGGUAAUAGCAACAUACUCCGUACGGGGCACAGUGACGAAGUUCACAUCUAUUUUUAAGCCUGCCUGGCAGCAUGUAGGUGCAGAACAGAGCCCAUGACCCUUUUUACUGUUCCGAAGCCAUGGACAUGGCUACUGUCUCUGUUCCAGUUCAACAUCAGAGCUGUUUUUUCUCCCUAACGAAUACUAUGGGAAGACAGAGAAGCCUCAAGCUGUUUUGAAGAUUGUGCAAUGAUGCUUGGCAGCCUACCUGCUUUUGCUUGAGUGCUUUCCUCACUCAUAUUUCACGGGAUGCGGCAGGAAGGGAAAUACAAUCGAAUCCGACGGCCGUGGUAAAUUUGACUCGAAUCCCUCGUAUGCCCUGGGGCUGAGGUGGGUGCCUCUCAGAUAAGCAAUCUAAUCAGCUUUGCGCUUGUGUCCCAUCUGGAAACAGAUUGUUGCCGGAGUACACCACCACCUGAGAAGCAAGCUUCAGUUAAUUCGUUCAGCCGAGGCGAUUUCAUGCCAGAAUGCAGUCCUCAAACAAGAAGGACGAUUGCACUGCCUGUGGCACGCAUAUGCAUGGUGCCUGCCCAGCAGAUCGGCUGCUGCGACAAAGAGCCAUGAACCACCCCAGACAUAUGGGCAAGAUAAGGAAAAGGCUGGAGGAUAUCAAGAACCAGUCCCCGAAGUUGACAAAAGUGGAUUUCAGCCACAACGAAAGCAUAAGAUUGGCCACCGACGCCUUCUUGGAUGGUGGGACAGACUCUUACCUCGAAACUCUAAGCAAAGAGGGCGAGGUGGAUUUCCUCUCCUCGGUGGAAGCUCAGUACAUCAAGGAUAACGCCAGGGAGUCUUAUUAUGCACAGGAGUCGCCAGCUGCCGACGGGGCAGCUGCGCCAAAGCAGAACGAUGCCGGGUCACUGCCUUCAGGGACCUACUUCCCCACCAUUUCUGACUGCAGUGAGCCGGCUCUGCUCCACACAUGGAUUACAGCAGAGAAGCCCUAUUUAAAGGAAAAGUCCACCGCCACUGUGUAUUUCCAAACAGAGAAGAACAGCAACAUUAGAGACAUCAUACGCCGGUACAUCCACAAGACCACUCAGGUGUUAGCUAUCGUGAUGGAUGUGUUCACAGACACUGAGAUUCUCUGUGACCUCCUGGAGGCAGCUAACAAGCGCAUGGUCUUUGUCUACCUGCUGCUGGAUCAUGGCAGUAUAGAUCUUUUCUCGGAGAUGUGCGACAAGUUGCAAAUUUCUGAGGAUCUAUUCAAGAAUAUUUCAGUCCGCAGUGUUACUGGAGAGGUUUACUGUGCCAAAUCAGGCAGGAAAUUUUCAGGACAAAUACAAGAAAAAUUUCUUAUAUCUGACUGGAGAUACGUGCUCUCUGGAUCCUACAGCUUCACGUGGUUGUGUGGCCAGGUUCACCGCAACCUCCUCUCCAAGUUCACGGGCCAGGUCGUGGAGCUGUUCGACGAGGAGUUCCGGCACCUGUACGCGCUGUCCAAGCCCGUGCGGGGCCCCAAGUCCCCGCCGCGCAGCCUCCCCUUCCUGUUCAGCAGGAGCUGGGCCCCCCCGCGCAGCCUCCCCUUCAGCGACGAGGAAAGCGCCAACACCCUCUCCGACCCCUUCAGCAGCCUCUCAGCUGGCAGCACCCACCAGAGCAAGCAGACCCCAAGAAAUCUCAUAUUCAACAGCAACUUCACCCCCCAGUCACCUCUCCACCGAGUCAAUUCCUUCCACAGCUAUGUCUCAUUCACUCCCCCGCCUCCACAGAAGGCCAUCCAGCCUAGCUACUAUCAACCACACUACAUGGCCGAAAACUCCACAGUUCCCUAUAACAACAUGAACAUUUACAGACCUAUAAGGCUCAGGCAAGAGGAACCAAACAGGACAGGGUUAAGCUCAUCCUGGAGAUGCCUUCACAAAGCUAACCUGUUUGCAUAAUAACCACCUUGUUUGGAAAUGUAAGUAAAUGUAGUGAGGACCUGUUUAGCAAUCGCUUGUGUACUGAUGAAUAUAGAAAUUCGGUAUAAUACAAAUGAGGAUAAUUUCAAGCCUCUUGUUUUGUUGCUUAUGGAUGCUUCAUUUCCCUGAUUAAAAAGCCGAGGCUGCUAAUGUGUGAACCUCAGGUGCAUCAGGAUCCCAGGAAGAACACAUCUGAAUAAUGCUGCUCACAGUGCAACUGCUGCUGCCUAUCACCUGCCCCUGGCAGCAUAUUUGUGUACCAGAAGGAUAGUAACUGUUUUUCUUAUGUCCAGGCAACUGAAAGGGGAAAAGGCACAGUUUAUUACUAUGCAUUUUAUGCACUUAAAUAAGGAGACUGAAUGCUGCUAUUUCUGUGGCAAACAGAUGUGCUGGCAGCAGCAGGCUACCUUUGUUCUGUCAUCAAACCUUAAUCUUGAUUUCGGGGGACUCCCUUCAGGCUGGCAGGGAAGCACAGGUCCUGCCAUAGCACUGUCUCAGAGCUCUCUCUGCUUGAGCUGCACAGCAAGGAUGGCUGUUCCCAAGGAUUAUUAGGAAGGGUACCCGUAACAUGGACUGAGACCAACAUUACAGAAGACACCUUACAUUCACAGUACGUUCACUUCCACUCAUCAGCAACACAGGUGUGUCCCAGCACACUUGGUUACAAACCUCCAAUCCUACCAGCUCAGGGCAACUUUCCUUAUUGCAGAGCAGCUGUGAAGGUUCAGACUGGAAAAUGAAGCUGAGUUAAAGAAGCAAAGUCCUACUAGUAACACACCAGGACUGAGUUCCAAUUCAUUUAAUUGCACAUGGAUCUUUGCAGUUGUCUCUGUGGUCAUCUGAUUGAACAUGAAGUUAGAGACGUUGCCGAGUUCUUCAUGGCCUCUAAUUUUUAAAGAUAAACCGGGUGUCUGUAGUGCCCAUGGACUAGUUAAAAAGGGAGUUACAGUGGUUCAGCAGCUUGAACCAAACCAGAAAAACCUUCUGCCAAAUAAUCCACGAAAACUAAGGAAGCUUCUGUAAGCAAAAGUAAGAAAAUUCAUGAAACAAAGGAUUUCUGUCCAAAGUUACCAAGAUGCCUAACAGCUGUUGAUUUAUCAGUACAUAUUUUUUUUUCCACACCCGCUUUGUAUCAUCUUUCAUCUGUCUGCAACAGAAAACAGAACCCUAAACACACUUGCACUUUUGGCCUGUUUUCCUUGACUUCUCACCUGCUCAAAAUGGAAUACAAUUUAAUUAUGUAGACUGUGGAUGAUGAAAAUUGUAUGCAGGUGAAGAAGGUUUCUCAUCCUUGGAAGAGCAAUCAUUUUGGAAGCAUACCUGUAAAGUUUUAAAGAACAUUAUGAAAGGUACAGGAUGGACACAUCCUGCUCUAGCUUCAGUAUGGGUGUUUUAACCAGUAAUACCAAAUUUUGGAGUCCAUAAUAAUAAUCAACUAUUGCAUAUAAUUGUAAAUUCUGUACAUAGCAACAUUUUUUGGAUUCCUUGGGGAGAAGGGAAAUUUGAUUUUCAUGCCUAUGAUAAUUCUACUUAAUUAUCUGAAUAUAGCAACCAUUCAAAUAAAAGAGAAUACUUUUUUCUUCAUA
Molecule: messenger RNA, 3583 nt
Organism: Corvus hawaiiensis (hawaiian crow)
Lineage: Eukaryota; Metazoa; Chordata; Aves; Passeriformes; Corvidae
Gene: SACK1A
Product: family with sequence similarity 83 member A
Exons: 5
Coding region: 561-1976 (471 amino acids)
Biological process (GO): epidermal growth factor receptor signaling pathway
Source: RefSeq, a predicted model, not a curated record